This is a messenger RNA of Dovyalis caffra, 1020 nucleotides long. The record is from the annotation of a GenBank genome assembly. Lineage: Eukaryota; Viridiplantae; Streptophyta; Magnoliopsida; Malpighiales; Salicaceae.
AUGGUGAAAAGAUUCAAGAUAUGGAUUUACAAGGAAGGAGAAAGACCUGUAGCCCAUGGUGGACCAGUAAAUGACAUCUAUGGCAUUGAAGGUCAAUUUCUUGAUGAAAUUGAGAGUGGCAAAACCCACUUUGUUGCUCGCCAUCCUGACGAAGCACAAGCUUUUUUUCUGCCCAUAAGUGUGGCCUAUAUCAUGCAUUAUAUCUACAAGCCUCGUAUCACGCUCUCUCGUGAUCAACUCCAAACCUUGGUCACAGAUUAUGUUCGUAUUAUAGCUGAUAAGCACAAUUACUGGAACAGAUCCAAUGGAGCUGACCAUUUCUCCAUUUCUUGCCAUGAUUGGGGGCCAGAUAUCUCAAGAGCCAGUCCUGAACUCUUCAAGUAUUUUAUUAGAGCCCUUUGCAAUGCCAAUACAUCAGAAGGGUUCCAACCCCAAAGAGAUGUCUCGAUACCGGAAAUCUUCCUUCCGGUUGGCAAGCUCGGACUGCCCCGCGCAAGUGGCCAACCACCAAGUAAGCGUUCAAUCCUCGCCUUCUUCGCUGGCGGAGCUCAUGGUCGCAUAAGGAAGGUCUUGUUAAAACGGUGGAAAGAGAAAGAUGAUGAGGUUCAAGUCCAUGAGUACGUUACUGAAAGGAAGAAAAAUAAUAAUCUUUACUUCAAAUUAAUGGGUCAAAGCAAGUUUUGCUUGUGCCCAAGUGGGCAUGAAGUAGCAAGUCCUAGAGUGGUAACGGCAAUUCAACUGGGGUGCGUUCCUGUGACCAUUUCUGAUAACUAUACAUUGCCAUUUAGUGAUGUUCUUGAUUGGAGUAAAUUCUCCGUUGACAUUCCGUCGGCGAAGAUACCGGAAAUUAAAACAAUUUUGAAAGGGAUUUCGUUUGAAAGAUACCUUGCAAUGCAGAGGAGAGUGAUCCAAGUACAAAGACAUUUUAUGUUGAAUCGACCAGCUAAGCCUUAUGAUAUGAUUCAUAUGAUUCUUCAUUCGAUAUGGUUAAGGAGACUUAAUGUUAGGAUGCUAUAUUGA